Molecule: messenger RNA, 1437 nt
Organism: Archocentrus centrarchus (flier cichlid)
Lineage: Eukaryota; Metazoa; Chordata; Actinopteri; Cichliformes; Cichlidae
Product: 5-hydroxytryptamine receptor 3A-like
Exons: 9
Coding region: 1-1437 (478 amino acids)
Biological process (GO): monoatomic ion transmembrane transport
Cellular component (GO): membrane
Molecular function (GO): transmembrane signaling receptor activity; extracellular ligand-gated monoatomic ion channel activity
Source: RefSeq, a predicted model, not a curated record
AUGGCAGAGGUGAAGGCUGCUGAGCUGUCUGUCACCUGUUUCAUGCUUCUUCACGGCUUUGUGGCGGCUUUGAACUGCACCAGCCCAACUCCUGUCGCCCUGAUCGACGAGCUUGAGAAAAACUUGUUCAGUAAAAAAUGGGUGCGUCCCGUCAAAAGCUUUUCAGAUCCAUUGAACAUAUCGCUCAGUAUCACUGUCGUGGGAAUUUUAGGACUGGAUGAAAAAUCCCAAACCCUGUCUUCAGUCUUAUGGCAGGACCUGGAGUGGGAUAUUGAGGGACUGAAGUGGGAUGAGAAGGAAUGUGGUGCUGAAAGAGUUUCUGUCCUUCGGGAAAAGCUUUGGAUCCCAGAUAUUGACAUCACAGAGGCCCUGGAAGAGGUCAGCUCUACCAAAACUCCCUAUGUCUACUUAUACAACACCGGUCAUGUAUAUGAUGAUCAGCCAAUCAAAGUGGUCACUUCUUGCCAAUUAGGAAUCUACACCUUUCCCUUUGACAUCCAAAACUGCUCGUUGACCUUUGGAUCAUACCUACACUUUGCUGAGGAUAUUAAGAUGAUUCAAGGCACCACAGCUGAAGACAUCCUGAAGGCGUCUAGAAAAGUGUUGGAGACCAAUGGGGAGUGGGAGCUCACAAAUGUCAGCGUAGCUGAUUCCACCCUGGAAAUAGGAGAUAGCUACUCUCAGAUCACAUACUAUAUCAUUCUAAGACGGAGACCAUUCCUCUACGUAGUGAACCUCUUGAUCCCCAGCUGCUUCCUCGUCACAGUGGACCUCUUCAGCUUCGUGCUGCCCCCACAGAGCGUGGACAGAUCGGCCUUCAAGAUGACCCUCAUCCUGGGUUACACCGUCUUCCUCCUCAUCAUGAACGACCUGCUGCCUGCCACUGGGGAGACAACACCACUCAUUAAUGUUUUCUUCUCCAUCAGUCUGGCCCUGAUGGUGGCCAGCCUGUUGGAGACCCUGUUCAUCACAAACAUUCAGUUCAAGUCCAGCGAGUACAGUGCAGUGCCGCGCUGGCUCAGCGUCCUCGUGUUACAUUUUCUUGCUGUUCUUGUUUGCAUCCCUCCAAAGGAAAGGAGCAGCCGGGUCACAGUCUCCCUCAGUCAGCCUCACCGAGUACAAUCAACAAACAGCAGUGCUGUAAACCUCCCAGACCAUCAGAGCAUUUCUUGUGUUACACUUCCAGUAAAAACAGCUCCAACUUCUCCGGUCCUUCCGGAGCCGGCUCUGGAUGAACUGAGGCAGCUAAGGAGAGAUGUCACAGCCAUCCGACUGCAGAUGGACAAAUACUUUGAAGGUAACAAAGCGGCCCAGGAGUGGGAAAUGAUUGGGAGAGUGAUCGAUCGUCUGCUGUUUGGCUUGUACAUCGUCUUCAUCCUCGUGAGCUUCGUCACAAUAAUAAGCAUCUGGGUAUGGAAUAAUUCAUUUGCAAAAUGA